GUGAGGAGAGAACAGAAAUCUCUCCUGUAAGCAACUUUGGAGGAUGUAUUUCAGUGGAUUUGAUGCUCCACAUCUGUUGAUGUGUGGAUUGAUCUUGGACUUAACACGAUGUAACUACUGGACUUUUACAUGCAGCCUGCUGGACGAUUUACAUCAUUUUUAAUUUUCUCAUGGCAGGAACUAGAAAACUAUGAAAUGAAGGGUCAUGGUCAAUCUAAUCGCAGCAACAAAUUCACUUCACAUUGAGCCUUCACAAAGGUGUUAGUAGUACAGAAUGGGCUCAGUGACAGCAAACCUCAGCGUACCCUGGGGCGCCGGUGUGCUAAUCGAUGUUUCUAAUCACACAUCAGCUGGAUCAGCUCCAGGAGUGACUCGUUCUUCAGAGCCUCCCUGCACCAUGUGUUGCUGUGGAUUACUGAACCAUACAGUGACUGUGGCGUUCAUGGUUGGCCUGGCCUUUGCCAUUGUCAUCGGCAACGUGGUGACGCUCACGGUGUUCAUGCAGACGCGCCAGUCCCGUACGCCACAGGGCUACCUCAAAGUAUCUCUGGCCAUUGCUGACAUGAUAGUUGGAAUGGUGGUUGUGCCAUUCUCUGUUUACACUGAGAUAUCCAUCAUGGUGGCCAGCACUCCUCCUAUGUGGUACCAGAGUGGAUCUACGGUCUCAGCACGAGAACUUUCCAGCUCCUGGCAGCCCUGCAUGGUGAUCGGCCCAAUGUUUGCUGGCUGCACGUUUGUGUCUAUCAGCACUAUCUUCUUGAUGACUGUGGAGCGCAGUGUGGCCAUCUUAUGGCCAUUACAGAAAGAUACACUUGUGACCCGACGGCGGACUUUGCUCCUGAUCCUCGCUUCAUGGACUGGCAGCUUCCUGCUUGCGAUGGCGCCUCUAAUCUUGAGCGACAGCUUUACUCUGGAGUACAAUGAGUGCAGCCGGAUGUGUAACUAUGUCCCAAACCUGGUGGGUCUUCAGUUGCCGACUGACACCCACAUAAUGCUGCUAUUUCCAGCGUUCGACUUCACACUCCUGGGCAGCACUUUGAUAGUUAACAUCCUGUCCUUCACUAGCAUCUGCCGCUACACCCGCAAGCGCAAACUCCUCUCAGAGGGGCUUGAGGGAGGCGGAAGCACCUGCUCCCUCAGACCCUCCUCGUCAGAUAUCAAGGCAGCCAAAACUAUUGGUAUACUUACCUUCGCUUUUGCAGCCUCGUUUUCACCCAUUGCCGUCUUUGUGCUGGGCAACGUGGUCGGCUACACUUGGUGCAGCUUUUCCUUUUUCGCCUUCUGGAUCCUGACAGGGAACAGCUGCUGUAAUGUGAUUAUCUACAGCGUCAGGGAUCAUCGCUUUAGGAAAGGGGUGUCACUUCUUUUUCAUAGGGACCGUUCGCCACCACACUCUGAGAAGAGCUAAUAUUUCCAGAUAUAGACACAAUCCCAAGACUACACCAGCUUCACCAACAAUUUUCAUUCCUGACCACCAGUUCAUGAGCAUAGCAUAGUCUUUUCAGGAAUUUUUUCACCUGGCUUUUGAAAAGCCAAAAAAACAAAACAAAAAAACAAAAAAAAAAAAAAAAAACCCAGAUCAACUACAGGGAAUGUGUCUGGAUUUGCUUUUUGUAUAUAUUGCUGUAAUUGUUAUUACAGAUUUGUCAUGACAUCAUUGCUGAGUGGAAUAUUUAUUACAUUUUACUGAGAUAUUUAAUUGAUGGACUGGGAAAACCUUUUACAUGGUCCAAUUUUGCCUUCUUUUUUUACAAUAUACCGUUAUGGACUGAAAUAUGUUUCUUUUUGGCAAAGUCAGCCAAUGUCAAUGAUUCCAUGGUUAAAAAUAUUUGUUUUCUAAAAUGAAAGAAUGAGUGAAAAGAGUCAAUAUACAGUAAAAUCUGAGAGCACUUUGUGAAAUAUAUAUAUAUAUAUAUAUAUAUAUGUAGUGAAAUUGCUUCUGUUUUGCAUUAUUUUCUAAUUUAAUACAACAACGAAUUAUAUUAUUAACAACACCCUGAGUGAAAAGUAGAAUCUCCAGUAUCCCCGUAGUGUCCCCAUUCUACUUUAAUAACAGUGUGCACUCAAGCUGACAUGGACUCCUGAAGUUUGAUCAAAAACUCAUGAUGCAAUGAUCAGAUAUUUUUCUGACCACAUAUUUGUUGAUGUAUUAAGGCUCACGGAAAUCUGAACUUUUGUACAAAAGAGUUUAAAUAGGGACUUAGACAUGAAGAAUUAAAUAGUCAGGAUGUUACACAUUUCCUUAAUUCUAAUUUUAAUAAUAAAAAAAAAUAUUAAUUUGUUUGUUUUCAGUUUUACACAUUUCCAGUAAAUCUCAGACAUUUGGGCUUCACUGUACUGUAUAUUACCUUUCCAUAAUUUCUCCAGACUGAUGUUUCAGAUUUGAAUGAAUUUGUUUUUAUUUCAGGUUGAUUCAUAUCUGAUAUCAAAAACAAUAGAAAUGAGCAUCCAAUAAUGACACAUGGGAAACUUGUCAUCUAAAAUCCAUGUCAGAGAAAAUCACAUUGUAGUAAUCAUUUAUUUAUUCCAGGUUAAUGUACUGUAUACUACCAACUUUAUUUUAACUUGAACCAGAAAACUGAUUUCUUUGAUCAUAUUAUUAUGGACUUUUAUAGAUGUUUAUUUUCUAAUUUGGUCCUAAAAUGGUCUUUAUAUGAAGAAAGUUGAUGUUAUUUGACUCAAAUGUGAGUCUUAACUUUGAAUUUUAUUUUUAUUCAAGCUUGUGUGUGUUGUUUAAAACAAAAUAUCUAGAUUUCAGUAGAAGUUUAUGAUGUAUUUAUUUUCAAAACAGCGAACUCUAUGGUCAGCGUUAAAGAUUUAACUUUAAGAAGACUUUGGCUUAGACUUCUAGGCUGAGGUAGCGUUUUCUUUGUUUUUUCCUGGUCAGAGGUCGGCAAUUCCGAAUGCAGGAUUAUCCCGAAUAUCAGUGUAACAGUGUCAGGAUCAAAAAGACACAGCUGCCUUAAUAGGUUCAAUAUUUAUCAGAUAGUGUGUCCAAGCUACCAGUAAAUUAAUGUUUAUUGUCUUUGAUUUGUCGGUUGAGUAUUGCAUGUUAUAGAACAGGAAACAUGCUAUUAAAAAUAAACAGAUAAAGAUUCUGGUAUAUUACGUCCAUGUCAGUCCACUCCUGACUGUGACUGGAUUACUGUCAGGAACAGGAACAGGCCUGGAGAGGGCAGUGGCAGGUGAACCUUGGAAGCCUGCUUCUUGUGUAUUUUGUGCCACGCCUUUCCCAUUGUUCUCCUUACCCUGUUGUGUCACCUGUUCCCAUUUAACCUUAAUGUGUAGCCCUUUAAAUAGGGAUCAUUGUGUACCUGUCUUUGUCGGUCAUUGUUGAAUGUGCCAUGUUCUGGUUAAAGUCAUGUUGGAGUUUAUGUUAGAGGUUUUGUUUGUUUUAGUUUAGUUAAUCUAGUGAUUAGGUUCGUCUUCCCCAUGUCUGUCUGUCUGUGGGAAUACAGCUGUGCUGUGUGGAAUCCUGCGUAUGGGCCUGUCUCCAUGGCGUGCUGGCGCAUGCACCACCACAGCGGUCCAGGUUCGAGCUCCGCACAGGGCGGGGGUGACCAGACGUGACAAUUACUGUAUUAUUAAUGUAUUUAUAUUUAAAGUUUGGGAUUUUCA
Messenger RNA from Hemibagrus wyckioides, 3618 nucleotides. Its product is annotated as adenosine receptor A3-like. Gene Ontology annotation, biological process: G protein-coupled receptor signaling pathway. Bases 275 to 1408 code for a protein of 377 amino acids. Gene Ontology annotation, cellular component: membrane. NCBI's taxonomy places the organism in Eukaryota, Metazoa, Chordata, Actinopteri, Siluriformes, Bagridae. Gene Ontology annotation, molecular function: G protein-coupled receptor activity. The transcript has 3 exons. The record is from RefSeq and is a predicted model, not a curated record.